Equus quagga is the source of this 2935-nucleotide messenger RNA. RefSeq names its product sialic acid-binding Ig-like lectin 7. The transcript is spliced from 8 exons. Gene Ontology annotation, biological process: cell adhesion. NCBI's taxonomy places the organism in Eukaryota, Metazoa, Chordata, Mammalia, Perissodactyla, Equidae. Gene Ontology annotation, molecular function: sialic acid binding. The record is from RefSeq and is a predicted model, not a curated record. Gene Ontology annotation, cellular component: plasma membrane.
AUGCUGCUGCAGCUGGUGCUCUUGGCCCUGCUUUGCUGGAGGGAUGAGGCCAAGGGCCAGAGGAGGCCCAGGAUAAACUACAUGGAUUACCAGAUUCAAGUGCAGCCAUCGGUGGUGGUGCAGGAGGGUCUGUGUGUGUACGUGCCUUGCACCUUCUCCUAUGGCAAGGAUGGCUGGAAUGACUCUACCCCAGCUCAUGGCUACUGGUUCCAUGAAGGGGCCGAUACAGACCAGGAUGUUCCAGUGGCCAUAAAGAGCCCAGGUCAUAAAGUGCAGAAGGAAACGCAGGGCCGAUUCCACCUCCUCGGGGACCCUCAGGACAGCAACUGUUCCCUGGACAUCAGAGACGCCAGGAUGGGGGACAACAGAUGAUACUUUUUUCGGGUGGAGAGAGGAAGUGCAAAAUGGAAUUACAAAUUAAAUCAUCUCUCUGUGCGUGUGACAACCCUGACCCACACGCCAGAUAUUCUCAUCUCGGGGACCCUGGAGUCUGGCCGCCCCAGGAACCUGACCUGCACUGCGCCCUGGGCCUGUGAGUGGGGCGCACCACCUAUCUUCUUAUGGAGGACAGCAGCCUUUGCUUCUCUGGGCCCCAUGACCCCCCUCUCCUCGGUUCUCACCCUCACCCCACGGCCCCAGGACCACGGCACCAGCCUCUCCUGUCAGGUGACCUUGCCUGGGGCUGGAGUGACCAGGAAAAGGACCAUCCAGCUUAAUGUGUACUACCCUCUGCAGAACUUGACCAUCACUGUCUUCCUUGGACACAGCACAACGCCCAUAACCCUGAAGAAUGCAUCAUCUCUUUCAGUCCUGGAGGGCCAGUCCCUGCAUCUGGUCUGUGUUGUCGACAGCAACCCCCCUGCCAGGCUGAGUUGGGCCUGUGGGAGCCGGACCCUGAGCCCCUCACAGCCCUCAAACCCCGGAGUCCUGGAGCUGCCCCAGGUGGAUUCGAGCCAUGAAGGUGAAUUCACCUGUCAAGCUCAGCACCCUCGGGGCUCCCUGCACGUCUCCCUGAGCCUCUCUGUGCAGAGUGAGUGCACCGGAAAAGCACAUCCUUUAUCAGGAGCGUCACUGGGGGCCAUCAGUGGAGCAUGUGCUACAACCCUGCUCCUCCUCUCCUUCUACGUCAUUGCCAUCAUCGUGAUAUCCUGGAAAAAGAAAGCAGUAAGGCCAGCAGUGGGCAUGGGGGACAUGGACAUGGAGGGCGCAAAUGUUGUCACAUGGUCAGUCUCUCAGCAGACAUGCACCUGGGUCAUCUGCUGCUGCAAAUUCCAGAGAGGGUCUCUGGAUGGAAUCCCAGGCAGGCAGCCAUCCAGACCAUCCUACCCCAGAUGUGGCUGCCCCUUGCUCAGAGGAGGAAGAAGAGCUUCAUUAUGCAUCCCUAAGCUUUCAUUGGAUGAAACCUAGUGGCCUGUGGGAACAGGAGGCCACUGGUAGUGAGUAUUCCGAGAUCAAGUUCCACAAGUGAGAAGCUACAGAGACUCGGCCCUGGCUUGAGGGAUCAUGGCCCCGGAGGGGCAAAGAAAAUGUCAGAGCUGAUUCCCAUAGAGUUAGAUUCCCUAUAAAAUUGUAAAGAACACAGGCUUUGGAAACAAAGAGUUUCAAGUUAGAAUCUUCACUCUGCUGCUUUGCAGACAGACCCGCCCCUAACUCUCUGUGCCUCAGUUUCCUGCUCUGUGAAACAGGCAUGAGAAGCCCUACCUGAAAUUUUGUGGUGAGAAUUCCGGCGCUAAACUCCUUUCAGACCACUUGCCAAAAAGUGUAUGCUGAACACAUGCUGGAUCCCUGCGCCUUGAACAGAAAGGUUCUACAAGGAGUAUCUUCUGGCUCUGGAGGGGACCAGCAUCAGACCUCAAACCUUAAACCUUGAGUUCCUUUCCCCUGGAAUGUCCUCCCACUGGACCUUCGUCUGACUUCAUCUGUCUCUGAAAAUGGAGCUCAAAAGGUGGACUUCUGGAUUCAGAAGGGAAAGUUAAGCAGCAGCUCACGGUCUCCCCGAUAGCAACAAACCAAACAAAUGAGAAAGGUUCCCAAAUGAUCACACAACCAUCUGAUGGAUGAAACAUCAUGAUCUCACAUUUCACCUACAACACCCAAAUGAAGAAUGAAUAUAUCACAGCAAUCUCUUCAUAAAAUAGUCUUGAUGAAAAGAAAUCAAAGGACUGGACAAGGCAUUAAAAGUUCCCUACACAUAGACACCAGGCCAUUUAUAAAAGCACAAAAAUAUAAGGCACCAGGGACUAAUUACUUUUUAAAAGAUGCAAAACUUCCACACUGAAAAAUACAGAAUAUUGCUGAGAGAAAUUAAAGAAGACCUAAGUAAAUGAAGAAAUAUACCAUGCUCAAGAAUUGGAAGACACAAUAUUGUUAGAUGUCAGUUUUCUGUAUAUUGAUUUAAGUAAUCCCAGUCAACAGAUAUAUAUUUGUAUAUAUAUAUAUAUGUAUGUAUAAAUGUAUAUAUCCAUGUAAAUUUACAAGUUGAUUUUAAAGUUUAUAUGGAAAUAUGAAGGACCUAAAAUAGCAAAAUUAUCUUGAAAAGGAAGAAUACAACUGGAGAAAUCAGACAUUACUGUAAAGUAGCGUAGUCAAGAGUGUGUGGUGUGGACAGAACAGAGUCCAUAAAUAGACCCACACAUUAUAUAUGGCCCACUGAACAGCACCUUGUCUAUUCAAUUGGGAAAAGAAGGACUUCUUAACAAAUAUGAUAGAAAAAGUGGCUAGAGCUUUGGAAAAAGUGAACAUUAUACAUAUUACAAUUGGUUUAUAGAAUUGCAAUCAUGAAGUAUAUACCUGUGUUUUUUCUCACUCAGUGUUGAGUUUUUUGAGAUUCAUCCAUGUUAUGUACAUAUCAGUAUUUUGUUCUGCUAUAGCUGAGUAGGAUUCUAGUGUACCACACUUUGUUUACCCAUUUUUCUGUUGACGAAUGUUUGGUUUG